This is a messenger RNA of Aegilops tauschii subsp. strangulata, 6001 nucleotides long. RefSeq lists its product as uncharacterized. The record is from RefSeq and is a predicted model, not a curated record. Lineage: Eukaryota; Viridiplantae; Streptophyta; Magnoliopsida; Poales; Poaceae. Gene Ontology annotation, molecular function: ADP binding; protein binding.
UUCGUCGAGUAGAGGUUUUGGGGCGUGGAAAGCCAAGGAUCUGAGCACUAUCUUAAUCAUUGGACUACGCAAAUUAUGGUUGGAGCUGAACUCAAGAGUCUUUGAAAAGCAAAAGCAACGGCGGUGGAGAGACUAAGAGCUAAACUUUGGAGGAUGGCCAAGAGCAAAGAAGCAGGGAGUAGCGAGGAGUAGGCUUAGAGUUUGGCGGCGUUCGCUCGAGUGUAUGUAAAAUGUCGGUGUCUUGUGGUGGGGCAUGAGCCUGUUCUCUUGCCCCACUGUGCCCUUGUAAAUGUCGUCUCUCUUCCCCUUAAUGAUAAUGACGAGAAACGUUGCGUCCCUUGUUCCUGAAAAGAGUACUGCAUAUCCAAUUCUCAACUAUUAUCUAAGACCGAGUGCUUGCACUGUCGUCGCAUUCCCUACCGGGUUAUAGACCAGCACGUAUGCCACCUCGGCACCUCCAGUGUCCAAUAUGACAGUUUCGCCGCAGAUCUCAACCUGGAUCGCCGACUCGCUUAGGCAGGUGUUGGUAGCUAGUAUGCCUCCCUCCUAUCAUCUUGUAUGUAUCUACCUCUACCUGUGAUGGCUUCCACCGGAGCGAUGAGCGUUUCUCUUAAACCCUGAUGCUCACCAAUGCUCGCUGCAUCCUAGGCAUUUUGUAUAUUCUUUUCGUUGCCAGCGAACAUUGAUGCUCACUGCAUCCUAGCUAGACACCAUAUAUCUGCCAAUUCCUCUUAAUUUAAUGGAAAAAAAAAUGGAUAACACCUACUCCCUCCGUUCCGAAUUACUUGUGGCAGGUAUGGAUGUAUCUAGAUAUAUUUUAGUUCUAGAUACAUCUAUUUCUGUGACUGUGACGAGUAAUUUAGAACGAAGGGAGUAUUAUAUAUACUCCAGCGGUUUGAUUACUGAACCAAAAGACAAAAAGCUGUAACCAUGCGUAAACUACUCCACGCACUUAGCAGCAUGUGCAAGGCACUUCACAUGACUCCACGCACUUUCCGGCACCAAACACGUUAUGUCUGCCAAAGUUUGCACUGAGGCGGCACAUUAGCCGAAACUACACACGUACGCCUUGGUAACUACUCCCUCCUCCCAUAAUGUUUUUUGACAUUAGUGUAGUGUCAAAAAAUGUCUUACAUUAUGGAACGAAGGGAGUAAAUUAAUACCCAUACUAAUACUAACUCAAGUGCAUAUAGAGCUGCCUUAGCACACCAAGCAUACAGCUGUUAAGUAUCGAUCCAAACAAAAAAUAUAUAUACAAGUCAUAGAGAUGCGUACAACUCUUCAGUAAAAAAUGAACACACACACAAGGACUGAGCAUAGAGUUGCUGUCUUGAUGCAAUUACCAAGGUCCGAUCCAGCAGACCAGCACCCAAACUUCAGCAAGCAAGAUCCCAUCACGAACCUCGCCGUCGUCUGCCCUACCAUUCUUCCUCCCAGCACCUUCAACCCAACACGUACGUGUUGAGAGGCGGCGGCCAUGGCUGCGCUUGGCGGCAUGCUUGCCGCUGCCAUCCUCAAGGUGGUGGGCGACCAGGUUGGUUCUCUGAUCGGGGGUCAGAUCGCGCUGCAGAUGAACUUGAACAACGACCUGAAGAAGAUGAAGAUGGCGCUGGAGAGUGUCGAUGCCGUGCUCGAGGACGCCGAGAGGCGGUCCAUCACGGAUAAAUCGACGCGUCUUUGGCUGAAGCGGCUCAAGGACUUCAUGUAUGUCAUCUCGGACAUGAUUGAUGAGUUCGAAGCAGACACACAAGCCAUCACCCAGCCAUCUGCGCGCAAGUUCUCCUUCAAAAAAUAUUUGGCGUUCAUGAUCCCUUGUCUCACAAUUGGCCCCAACAUUACAAUGGCCAAUAGGAUGAAGAACAUGAGGGACGACCUGAAGGUCAUAACAGAUCAACACAAGGAAUUCAAGUUAACAGACUGCACUAAUGCCAAUGAGCCAAAGGUGACUGAUAUACGGGAAACAUCAUCAACCCUGGAGACACAAAUCGUUGGGAGGACUGAGGAGAGAGAUAUAAUAUUGGCUUCUUUAUCUGAGAGCAUGACAGAAGAUAUCACAAUCCUUCCUAUAUAUGGCAUUGGAGGCCUUGGCAAGACAACCUUGGCAAAAAUGGUUUACAAUAGUUCCCAGUUCAAUGAAUACUCUCAAGUGUGGGUUUACGUGUCUCAGACAUUUGAUGUGAUCAAAAUUGGAAACUCUAUAAUAUCACAACUAUCAGAGAAAGAUAAAGAGAGUGCGUACACUGGAAAGCAGAUGAUCCAUAAUUCCCUUGAAAAGCUCCUCGCCAACAAGAAGAUUCUGAUUGUUUUAGAUGACCUGUGGGAAGACAACAUGUCUAAUUUGGAAGAACUGAAAGAUAUGUUAAAAAUUGGGAAGAGCAGUAACGUGGUUGUUAUAGCAACCACACGAAGUGAAGGCAUUGCAAAGGAAAUCUCCACCAUCCAACCAUACAAAUUAGCACCAUUGACUGAUGACAUGUGCUGGUCUAUAAUAAAGCAAAAGAGUGCAUUUGAAUCUAGAGGUGAUAAGGAACAAUUGGAGGAAAUAGGGAAAGUCAUUGCAAUGAAGUGUGCGGGUGUGGCUUUAGCAGCUAAAUCACUUGGACACACGCUGAAAUCUAUGAAGCCUGGUCAUUGGGAAUCAGUGAGAGAUAGUAAUAUCUGGACUGCAUCUUCUUUGGAAGAUACAUCUUCUACACAAGUGCUUGCAUCUCUGAAGUUAAGCUAUAGUGUUAUGCCUUCGUAUCUGAAGCUAUGCUUUGCCUAUUGUGCAAUAUUUCCAAAAGGUCACAAGAUACUUAUAGAUGAUCUUAUUCAUCAAUGGGUUUCUCUUGGUUUCUCUACUCGGGAGCUUGGCGAGAGAUACAUUAGUCAGCUUUUGGGCCUUUCUUUUCUUGACCAUUUCAAGUCAUCAUCGACUUUUGAGCUAUAUGAUGAAGAUGUUAUAUUGUUGACCAUGCAUGACCUGGUGCAUGAUUUAGCAAGAUCUGUCAUGGAGGAUGAAAUUAUUUUUGUUGGCAAUAUUAAUAAUGCUGAAGGAAGCCGCUACCACUAUGCAUUGCUAGAUGAUUGUAGCAAGCCAUUGGGAUCAGACUUGUCCAAGAUAAGAGCGUUGCGUUUUAUGGAUUGUGACAAAUAUGAACUUCAUGAUGCUGCAUUUUCAUCUGCCAAGUCUUUGCGUGUCUUGGACUUAAGUGAGUGCGCCAUAUAUACGUUGGCAGAUUGUAUUGGUGAACUGAAGCAAUUGAGAUAUCUUAAUGCUCCAAGAGUCCAAGAUGCAAAGAUUCCAGACAGUAUCACCAAGCUCUCAAAAUUGAUUUACCUGAACCUUCAUGGAUCUCCUACAAUCUUAGCACUACCAGAGUUAAUUGGAGAAAUUGAGGGUCUAAUGUAUCUUGAUUUGUCAAAUUGUUCCGGAAUUACAAAACUGCCAGAAUCAUUCAGGAGGCUAAAAAAAUUGGCGCAUUUGGAUUUAUCAAAUUGCUCGUCUAUUGAAGGAAUAUCGGUGCUUUUGGAGAGUCUCACACAACUAGAGUAUUUGAACUUAUCAUACUGCACAAAUAUUGGAGACACACCAGAAGUUCUGUGCGGCCUAUCCAAACUGCAGUAUUUAAACUUAUCAAACAGCGCAUAUCUUCAAUGUGGUGAAGAAGCAGAAUUUUUGGGUGCCCUCACAAAAAUCGAGUAUUUGAACUUAUCUUCAAGGGAAUGUGGACUCAAAAAGCUCCCUGAAUCUUUGGGCGGAUUCAGUCAACUCAAGUACUUAAACUUAUCUGGUUGGCGAUAUAUGAAAAAAUUGCCAAGAUUAUUUGGGAGUCUGAAGAAUCUGCUCCAUCUUGACUUAUCACGUUGUUUGAUGAUUGAUGGUGUAAAUGAAGCUUUGGUCGGUCUUACCAGUCUUCAACAUUUGAAUUUACAACAUACACAGCUAAGUUUGCUGCCAGAUGAUCUGACCAACCUCCGGUAUUUAAAUCUAUCUAGACUAGGAACAAUUCCGGUAGAUUACUUGUAUGAUCAUGAAUUCAGUUUUCACUCUGAAGAAACCUGGGACAUUCUCAUCAACCAGAUAUGCAGAAUUAAUCUUUCAGAGCUAGAGCAUUUGGACUUGUCUGGAAAUUGUAAUAUGCAAAAAAUACCUGAAAGUAUCUGUAGCCUGACAAAACUGCACACAUUGGACCUCUCGGAAUGCAUAAAUUUGCAGAAAAUACCUGAAAGUAUAUGUACAGUUGGUAGCGUGAAGUUUCUUUAUUUUGAGAAUUGUUACAGUCUUUCUGAAAUACCUCAACUCGGUAGCAGUGCAACAUCGUUACCACACUUUGUGGUUCGUGCUGGUAGUGAUGGAUCUAGCAGCAAUCUUGUCCUGCUAAAGUCCACAGCUCCUUCUGAGCUGGAGAUAACUAAACUGGAAAAUGUGAAGUCCGCAGGAGAGGCACAUAGUAUAAAAUUAAUGGAAAAGCAAAGCAUUUGGAAGUUGAAACUGAAGUGGACUCAAGGUGUUGACAGAUUUGUGGAUGACAAAAUGUUGCUGGAAAAACUAGUGCCACCAAGCACAUUGAGUACAUUGGAGAUAAGUGGUUAUAACAGUGUCAUCUUUCCAGGCUGGGUAGUGGGCCAACUACCAAACCUGGACUCACUGGUUCUCAGAGAUAUGCCAAAUCUGGAAGAGUGGGACGCUUCAUACUCCACCGGUGAGGAAAAAGUGUUAACAAGAGUAGAAAUAGAUGGUUGCCCAAUGCUAAGGAUGAAAGGGCCUCUGCCUAAAUCCAAAGAUUGGGGGAUAAUAUGCAGUGAUAAUGUGUUAUCAUCAUGGGAUGAGUGCAUUGUGUCACACACCAGUGCUUACUCCUCUUCUCCAGUAACUACUUCGAUAUCAGUUAGAGACUGCAAGGGGCCUCACCAAUGGAGGUGGCUUCAACACUUCCCUGGAGUCACUUAUUUGUCUAUUGACGAUUGUGGUGAUCUAACCGGCUCACCAGAGAUCACCCAGCAUCUAUCCUCUUUGGAGACACUACGCCUAAAAGACGAAGACAUGGAAGAACUGCCGAAAUGGUUGGGCGAGCUCCCAUCUCUGAAGAAUCUAAAAAUAAGAGGUAGCAAUGGUAUAAAGGAGUUGAAUGAGAACAUGAGGAAACUCACAAAGCUUGAAUCACUAACACUGAGUUUCUGCAAUAGCAUAUCCGUACUGCCACAUUGGCUAGGCGAAUUGACCUCUCUCAAGAGAAUUUACCUAUAUAGCAAUGGAGGCUUGAGGUCUUUGCCGGCAAGCAUCCAACAACUCACCAACCUCCGGAAAAUACUACUUAGUAGCUGCCAUGCAUUAGAGCACGUGGUUGCUGAAUCAGAGGAGGGAAAGAUGAAGCUCACUCACAACCAAGAAAGGGAAUCUGUGCUGCCCACCUCUCUAAAGAGUCUUUAUCUGAGUGGAUGUGAUGGUAUCAAGUCUUUUCCAGAGGGAAUACAUCAACUUACUAACCUACAGUACCUAACAAUAAAGGGGUGCCCUGGACUAGAGCAAUGGUGUGAAUUAGAGGAGACGAAGACCUUUCUGGCUCGCAUAGAAAAUAAGACGAUUGAGUUCUAGACAGUGCAUGCAUAUACUGCACAACCAGGUUGCAACAUGAAUCAACCUGCAAGAUUUUGUUGUGGGUGAUUCUAAUUGUUGGAGUUGAAGAAGGACCUGAAAUUACAAGCCAUGGUGACGUGAAACUCGUUUGCAAGACCGGCAGCAUGUGAGUUUGAAGCUGCAGGCCCAGGCCAUCGACUGUACUAGUGUUUUGUUCUACGGGGUCUCCAAACUCAAUGUAGUCCUCUCCUCUCCCCCACCAUUUCUACUUUGUGCUUAGUUUGCAGGUAUAUGUUCCCUGCUCCUUUCACCGCCUCUCUGUUUUUGUAUGUUUGACCAAACGGAAGAUUGCAGUACUUGUAACGCCUGUGAUUUCCAUUUAUUCGGUCCCGGUGAGUAUGGUGGGUACUCGCUUGUGUUGAGCAUGCCUAACACUUGUAA